GUGACAGCGUUGGUUGCCGUGCUGUGUGCAUGGGGCAGAACCAGUUUAUAAACCGUAGGGAAGUUGAUGGAUCUAGCGCCAGUCACAAUGACGCUUGGAAGUUAAAAUGCAACGAUAUUUUCGUGUGCUGUUAUUUUGUAUCAUAUUCGCUUUCUUUUCGGUAUUGUACGUGUUCAACCAGCUAGCGUCCUCUCUCGAAGCCCAAAGCGGAUGGACCGACUCGAAGCCGCAAUUCAAAGCCUCUGUACAAUCGGGCUACCCCUCUCGUGUGGGCAGGAAACAGGCUGGUAAAGACGGCCUGCAGUAUCUGCAUGAGAAUGACAGGUGUAAGAAUUCAGUCUCUGUCACUCACUGGAAUCCCUAUUGGAGACUGCCACCUGGUGUUUGUGGAAUGAACUGCUUAAUGGAAUCCCCUAGUAGGGAUAAAGAGGUUAGACUGGACUCCUCGAUUGGUGAGGUGACACAUAAGGAACCUGUUCGCCUGGCAGUGGUGGCAUGUGGGGCUAGGCUCGAGGAGACACUCACCAUGCUGAAGUCUGCUGUCCUCUUUGGCCGUAGACAGCUGCACUUCCACAUUUUCGCUGAAGAUGACCUCCAAAGUGGCUUCAGAGACACAUUGGAAUCUUGGCCUUUGAGCGUCCGCUCGAAGUUUAGUUACACCUUGUACCCCAUCACCUUUCCCAGUGAGAAUGCCAAUGAGUGGAAGAGACUCUUCAAACCAUGUGCCUCCCAGAGACUCUUCUUGCCUCUUAUCUUGAGAGAUGUGGACUCUCUACUGUACGUGGACACGGACAUCCUUUUCCUACAGCCAGUAGAGGAAAUCUGGAAAUUUCUCUCGCAGUUUAACUCCAGCCAAGUGGCAGCAAUGGCACCAGAGCAUGAAGAGCCACGCAUUGCUUGGUACAAUCGCUUUGCCCGUCAUCCCUAUUACGGCAAAACGGGCGUCAACUCUGGAGUCAUGCUUAUGAACAUGACCCGCAUCAGAGCUAAAUACUUUAAGAAUGACAUGACCACUGUUGCCCUCCAGUGGGAAGAGCUGCUUAUGCCUCUACUGCAGAAGUACAAGUUAAACAUCACUUGGGGUGACCAAGAUCUCCUCAACAUCAUAUUCCACCACAAUCCAGAAAGCUUAUUUGUGUUCCCAUGCCAGUGGAAUUACCGUCCAGACCAUUGUAUCUAUGGCAGCAACUGUGCUGCUGCCGAGGACCACGGGGUCUACAUUCUCCAUGGUAACAGAGGAGUUUACCACGAUGAUAAGCAGCCUGCCUUCAGAGCCAUCUACCAAGCCAUUCAAAAGUACCAGUUUGAGGGAGAUAUGGUCUCCGGUUUAUUGUUCCCCCUGGAGGAGAAGCUCAAAGGCACCAGGCAUACGUACUGUGGAAGGGUCAGCCACCUGUUCACCAAGAGACUACAAAAGAGCAUCAAGAUGGCGCACGAAGUCAAAAUGGAAAACAGGCGUAUUGUACCUCCACACUUGAGGACUGUUUAGCUGGGCCAUCGUGUCCAUUUCCACUUUGUGAGCUAAAAGCUCAACAAAUCCCAAUAAAUUUGCCCUUCUCUGGAAAUGAAGUAGCUUUAAUUAUUACUUUUGGAUGAGUUUGAAAGCUCUGAUAACACAUCGCUGUGUAAUUUCUCUAGGGUGAUAAUCGUAUACAGAUCAUCAAAAUGUGACAAUCAGAUCAUGCAAUUCUAGUGCAGAAAAUUGCUCAUAUUCAGUUUUUUUAAAGACAGAGGCCACAGUUAAGGGCUGCAAAUUGUUUAAUUUCCUAAACAGGUAUGAAAUUGAAAUUUUACAGCAGUUGAGCAACUCUGAGAUGAUAAAGAUGAGGAAAAGCCAUGUCUGCUGUUAAUGAAUUCAUAGUUUACAUUAUACGUGUUGGAUGCUGUGGUCAUUUAUUGAUGACGAUGUAAAGAGGUACAUAUAACAGCGAUAUAUCUGUCUCUAAUUAAUCUACAUUUCCUUUAUUUUCCUUUUCUUUGAUUUUCACUAAAUUCAGAUAUGUUCUUUUCUGUCUACGAUUAUCGUGCAGUUCUUUAAAAACAGUGAUAAUAGGGUUUUAGCUUGUGAGUGAUCAUUCCAAAUUAUUGCAACAGUUUUUCGGUGAAUUUUGUGUUUCUUCCAUGUCACUUUCUCGUGAAGUCGACUGUCCAGUUUGCAGUAAUAGAAGAUAUUUCAGUCUAUGGUUUAUCCCACAUUCUGUACUUAUUGUGUGCUGCAGUGCUAAACUGUUUGCAGUUGUAUUUUUAAGGUCUCCAUAUCCAGCUUUUGAACUUUGUAAGAAUGUACUAUACUGUUUUAGUAUUAUAAGUAUUAGUUGGGGGUAUGAUUUAGCCAAGAUUGGAGGUAAUGUAUUGUGUGACCAGAUACACA
This is a messenger RNA of Chanos chanos (milkfish), 2371 nucleotides long. It is a transcript of the gene gxylt1a, whose product is annotated as glucoside xylosyltransferase 1a. Bases 107 to 1489 code for a protein of 460 amino acids. The record is from RefSeq and is a predicted model, not a curated record. Gene Ontology annotation, biological process: protein O-linked glycosylation via N-acetylgalactosamine. Gene Ontology annotation, molecular function: UDP-xylosyltransferase activity. The transcript has 9 exons. Lineage: Eukaryota; Metazoa; Chordata; Actinopteri; Gonorynchiformes; Chanidae.